Molecule: messenger RNA, 1539 nt
Organism: Adineta ricciae
Lineage: Eukaryota; Metazoa; Rotifera; Eurotatoria; Adinetida; Adinetidae
Source: the annotation of a GenBank genome assembly
AUGAAUUCUUCGCUUGAAACGCAACAAUCAUCUGAUGAAGAAAACGCGAAAUUGAUUGUCUCGGAACUAAUCGAUUUGUUAAAUGAUGAACGAGCCUAUCGAGAUCUGAGUGUUGUCACUGAAAUCAGCAAAACUGUACAUUUGCUUGUCAAACAAAAUGAUUGUCGACGAAAGGAAGUCAUUCGUCAUCCACAACUGAUCAUCUCUUUGGCGAGAUUAUUCAAUACCGACAAUGAUCUGACGUGUUUACUAUCAAGUCUAUUUCACGAUCUAUCAAUAGAUGAAGAUGGAAUCCGAUUAUUGCUAAGCGCUGAGAUAAUACCUAUCCUUCUUCAAACACUUGAAGUGUUAAACGAUGAUGUCAUCAAUUUCAUUCUGACAACGCUUCGCAAUUGUUUGAUUGGGCUAAAUAAUGAAUCAGCUGAAGAAAUUCAAGCACAUAAUGGUUGCAUGAUAUUUAUAUCCUUGCUGAUUCGUCGUCACUCAGAUAAACAAAUGAAUUUCCUUGCGGAUUGUCUGCUACGUUUAGCAAUGUUCAACAAAAACGCUCAAAUUUAUCUACAAACAAGCAAAUUAUUCUUACAAGAACUCGUUUCCAUUCUCGACGAGACCAAUUAUAAUAAAUUAUCAUGUACUUUGAUACGAAUGCUCCCAAUAUUAUCGUCGAAUAUUCACACAAAGUCACUCUUGAUACAAUUCAAUUUAAUUCCAACAAUAGAGAAAAUUCUACACUUGAAAAUCGAUUCGAAAAUCCAACGGUAUUGCUUGUUAACAUUGAGAAAUCUAUCAAAUGAAAUCAUUCAUAUGGAUAUAUUCGAUUCAUUGAUUCUAACGUUAAUACAAAUACUAUCCUCGAAUGUCGAUAUCCAAAUCAAGGGCUAUGUCAUCGAUAUUCUAUCGAAUCUAUCCUGUGAAAACCAAGCGAAUAAAUCAUUGAUGAUUCGACAUAAUCUCGUUCAAUUACUUGUUCAUAUUCUCAUACAAGUCGAAAAUCGAGACGAUAUCAUUGAAUCGAUUGUUUGCACACUCAGACAUCUCACCGGUCGAUGCCCAUUAGCAUUUCAAGCUCGUGAAUCGAUUCGCAUGAGCCAGGCGACACCCACACUGAUCAAAUAUCUUCAUACAAAAGAAUCGAAUUGGUCUCUACUAAAAGCAUGUAUUGGUCUAAUACGAAAUUUAGCGUUAGCCGAGACUAACAUGAAGAUUCUGUGUGAACAUCGAACGGUGUAUAAGAUUGGAAAGUUAUUUUUCCAAAUGAAGACUAGUCCGGAACGUUAUGAAAUAUUUCUCACGACGUUGUUUGUAUUCUGUCGACAACGAGAUGAAAAAGUUCGAGGAAUGGUUCAUGAGCAACUCAUCAAUUCAAGUUGUGUCGAAACACUUGUUCACUUUGCAAACGCGAACCAGUCGGAUCAAAUCCAACAGAUGUCAAAAGCUAUUCUCGAUGAUUUAUAUCAAAGUGAACAGAGUGAUUAUCGACAAGUGGUACGCGAUGUAGAGAAAAAGAUGAAAAUUACACAAUUUAUACAAUUUGAUUAA